This is a messenger RNA of Lycium barbarum (goji berry), 2958 nucleotides long. RefSeq lists its product as uncharacterized. Gene Ontology annotation, cellular component: nucleus. The coding region runs from base 317 to 2629 and encodes 770 amino acids. Gene Ontology annotation, molecular function: mRNA binding. The transcript is spliced from 12 exons. NCBI's taxonomy places the organism in Eukaryota, Viridiplantae, Streptophyta, Magnoliopsida, Solanales, Solanaceae. The record is from RefSeq and is a predicted model, not a curated record.
AGUAGAAAUACCAAUGUACAAUAGACCGGCCAAAGUCUUGCAAACCUUAACGUGAUCUGUAGCCGUCUAAUUAUUAAUGAAAUUUCCCUUUUAACCAAAAAGAAAAAACAUCCUAUAUAAUUAUUCCCUUUUCUUUUGCCAUAUUUCCCUUUUACAUAUAAAGCAAAUUAGGGUUCCCAAAAUUCCACAAUCCUACUUUCUCGGGUGUGUUUUCUCUCAAUUUUCUACCACAAUACAAAUUCCUCAAUCUUUCAGAUCAUUCUUAAUUCUUCCAAGUACCAAAAAGAUCCAAUUUUUAGGCGAAUUCUCCGAAACAAUGCCUCCGAAAGGUGCAAGGAAGACACCGACAGGAUCCGGAUCGAAACGGGGCAGUCGGACAGCCCGAGGGACACCUAAGUCAAAGGAAAAACAACCGGUAGAUGUACCGGAUGAACCGGUAGAAGUUGAGGAGGAGAAGAAUCAGAAGGUGGAGGUCAGACAAGAAUUGAAACUGGAACAACCGGUGGAGCCUGAGAAACCGGUGAAAUCUGACAAGAAGGACGAUGUCAAAGACUCGGUUGAUGAAUACGAAAAAGACGAGCGAUUAGAUUUAGAGGAUAAUGAUCCUGAAUUUGAGCCCGAAGAGUAUGGUGCUGUUGAUUAUGACGAGAGAGGAAUUGAACAUGAGGAUGUUCAGGAAGAGGAUUAUGAAAUAGAGGAAGAUCCCCAAGAGGGAGAUGAUGGUGAGGAGGAGGAGGGUGAUAUGGUUGAAGAGGAAGUUGAAGAUGUGCACGAGGAAGUUGAGGGUGAGGAAGACAAUGAGCAUGCUGCAGGGGAGGAGCAUGCUGACAGGGUUGAUGCAGCUGAAGAUGAAGAACAUCAUGAAGUUGCUAAAGAAAGACUUAAGAGGAAGGAAUUCGAAGUUUUUGUUGGUGGCUUGGACAAGGAUGCUGUUGAGGAUGAUCUUAGGAAAGUUUUCAGUCAAGUUGGCGAGGUCACAGAAGUGAGACUCUUGAUGAAUCCUCUGACAAAGAAGAAUAAAGGAUUUGCAUUCCUGCGUUUCGCAACAGUGGAACAAGCUAAACGAGCUUGUAUUGAGUUGAAAAAUCCAGUGGUGAACGGCAAAAAAUGUGGUGUUUCCCCUAGUCAAGACAGUGAUACUCUAUUCUUGGGUAACAUAUGCAAAUCUUGGACAAAAGAAGCUUUAAAAGACAAGUUGAAGCAUUAUGGCGUUGAUAAUGUUGAGGAUUUGACAUUGGUUGAAGACACUAAUACUGAAGGAAUGAAUCGGGGCUUUGCUUUUUUGGAGUUCUCAUCUCGCUCAGAGGCCAUGGAUGCUUUUAAACGUCUACAGAAGAGAGAUAUUGUGUUUGGAGUUGAUAGGCCUGCAAAGGUUUCUUUUGCAGAUUCAUUCAUUGACCCUGGAGAUGAAAUUAUGGCACAGGUUAAAACAAUUUUUAUUGAUGGUCUUUCUGCGUCUUGGGAUGAGGAUCGUGUGCGAGAUUUACUUAAAGAAUAUGGCAAGAUUGAAAAAAUUGAGCUAGCCCGUAAUAUGCCUUCAGCCAAGAGGAAGGAUUUUGGAUUUGUCUCCUUUGACACUCAUGAAGCUGCAGUUAUCUGUGUCAAAAGCAUUAACAAUGAAGAGUUGGGGGAAGGAGAUAAGAAGGUUAAAGUUAGGGCCAGAUUAUCACGACCACUUCAGAGGGGAAGAGGCAGAUAUGGUGCACGUGAUCUGCGACCUCGACGUGGUCCCCCUGCUCCUUGGGGUCGUCCAGUCCCUCACAGACUCCCUGUUCGUGGAUCUAGAGUUAGUCCACGUGUCCCUCACCCUGCUGAUCGUAGUUUCAAACGACCUGUCACAAUGAGGGAUAGGCGACCAGUUAUGGCUGUGGCCCCUAGGGGCCGACCUGUGGCUCCACUAUCCAGCAGGUCCUAUGACAGGAGACCACCUGUUCCCUCAUAUCCAAAGAGUAACUUCAAGAGGGAGUACGCACGACAUGAGGAAAUUCCUCCUCCUAGAAGCAGAGCUGCAGUGGACUAUCCUAGAUUUCCUUCCGACAGACGUGUCUCCUACAGGGAUGACUAUUCCUCUCGCAGCUCAGGAUACUCUGAUUUUCCGAGAGGUAGUGCUCGCACAACGACAAGGAGAGCUUAUGUUGAUGAUGGUUAUGAACAACGGUUUGAAAGGCCUCCUCCUUAUCGUGAGGGGCGAGGUAGGGAAUAUGACUCCAUGUCAGGCUCCAAACGUCCAUACAGUGCAAUGGAUGAUGUUCCUCCCCGCUAUGCUGAGGCAGGACCCCGCCCUUCUCGUUCUCGUUUGGAUUAUGAACUUGGUGGUGCUGGUGGCACACAAUAUGGGGAUUACAGUGACAGCAGUAGGCCAGGGAGAUCAAGUCUUGGAUAUAGUGGCAGCCGGGGUUCCCUUUCUGGUCAAGAUUCUCAUGGAAUGUAUAGCAGUCGUCAAGGAGGCUAUGGUGGAGGCUCCUAUGAUGGCAGUGAUGUCAGUGGAAUGUAUUCAUCCGGCUAUGGUGGCGAUUACGUGUCUCGUAGCAGUGAUGCUGCUGGUAGCUCUUACUCAUCAGUCUAUUCCAGUCGUAGCAUGGGUGGUAGUGGUUAUAUGGGAAGUGGUGGUUCUGGAUCUUAUUACUAAGAUUUGAGUUCGACAAAGAGAUUGCAAUUGGAUAUGUGUAUCUGGAAGCUCCGUAUGCAAUGGGAUCUCAUUCGAAGAAGCUGGAGUUAAUCUAUCAUUUUAACCUCAUUGUAUAAAUAGGGUAAAGAGUAUCUCAGUUUUAGGUUGUAUUGCUCCAGAAUGUUGGAUUUCUGCUGUUGGGAAAAGAGACAUCUGCUCCUUUCUUGCUGUAAGGAAAAUUGAGCUUUCUAGAGUAAACAGACACUCUGGUGUUUAAACAUGCAAUAUUUUCUUAUGGCAUCUCCGUGUAAGAUUUACUGGAAUAAUAGAGGAGGUAUGUUGCAUGAUUA